AUGCCUCGGCACGCCUUCCGCCUCCCCUCGCUCCACCGCCUCAACACCAAGGACCUCGCCGCACCACCCACGGCAAUCUCCACCACCACGACCACAACCUCCACCACCGCCAGCACCGGCGCAUCCCACUACCACACAGCAUCCGGCUCGUCCACCUCGACCUCAUCAGGCUACCACCACCAAGCCUUCACCACGCCCCCGACCAGCAGCCACGCCAACACGCACGACUCGACGCUCUCGCCGUCGUCGACGACGUCGUCGGACUGCAGCACGAGCACGAACUCGAGCUCGUCGUCGUUUUCGCGCAUCCGCAGCCUGCUCGCCCUGCGCCGCAAGCAGUCGCGCAUCCACAUCGAGCGCGAGAUCGCCGACGAGUGCGCGCUGUUUGGGAGCGGCGGGAGCGGCGUGCUGAAUGUGAUGGAGCCGCGGCCGGGGGUGGCGAGGGUGGAUGGCGGCGCGGGGGGCGUGGUCAUGGGGGGGAUUUUUGAGGUGUUGGGGGGUGGGAGUCGUUGA
Messenger RNA from Diplodia corticola, 513 nucleotides. RefSeq lists its product as uncharacterized. The transcript has a single exon. The record is from RefSeq and is a predicted model, not a curated record. The coding region runs from base 1 to 513 and encodes 170 amino acids. NCBI's taxonomy places the organism in Eukaryota, Fungi, Ascomycota, Dothideomycetes, Botryosphaeriales, Botryosphaeriaceae.